This is a messenger RNA of Botrytis cinerea B05.10, 1945 nucleotides long. RefSeq lists its product as hypothetical. The record is from RefSeq and is a predicted model, not a curated record. Gene Ontology annotation, molecular function: triacylglycerol lipase activity. Lineage: Eukaryota; Fungi; Ascomycota; Leotiomycetes; Helotiales; Sclerotiniaceae. Gene Ontology annotation, biological process: lipid catabolic process. The transcript has a single exon. The coding region runs from base 188 to 1591 and encodes 467 amino acids.
GUGCAAUAUUGAUGUUUUGGAUAAAUAUCCCGUAGGUGUAACACAUCUUCCAGCCGUUCAACGCGUUAUCUCAACACCUCCGCAGUACAGAAUUUUGAUACGCCUUCUUGGCACACAACCUCGAUCAUCAUUCUACUGGGAUACUGGUGAAUGAUCCUCACAUAUACUGGUCUCUAAUCCAACAUCUAUGUAUAUUUUUGUGUUCAUUAUCAUUUUUUUUACUGCAAUUUCAGCAAAUUCAUCAUCAACCUGGGUCUUCACAAUGGAAACCCAAUCAGCAUCUGGGGCCACCCCUUCAGCUCAGCAGACACACUUGCCUGAUGCGGCCACGGCCGCUCUGGACUAUGAAAAAGAUAGUUGGUCAAAUGGCUCGAUCAAGACCGACGCAUUCUACAAAGUUCCUGACGGCACAGCAAAUCAUUCUGCGGGUACACUCAUCAAGGUUGAAGAGGAUGCCAAUUCCUCCUUGUACACUCUGCCUCCUAAUACCGCAUUGUCCCGUUUUAUUUACCAGUCCAAGAGCCUCAAUGGCAAUCUGGUACCUGUCUCGGCAUAUGUACUGUGGCCUAUGUCUCCAAGAAAUCAAUCGGAUGGCUAUCAAGUAGUUGCGUGGGCACAUGGUACUAUUGGGCUGUCUGAAGAAUGCGCACCAUCUCAUUUCCGCAAUCUAUGGCAGCACUUCCUGGCCCCUUUUCAAUUGGCUCUUCAAGGCUAUGUUGUUGUAGCCACCGACUACGCAGGUUUGGGCGUGGAAAAAGAUGCUACGGGGAAUCACAUCACCCACGAAUAUAUGGCAAGUCCUGCAGCAGCAAAUGACGUUGUUUAUUCCGUUCAAGCUGCAAGACAAGCCUUUCCACAGCUCUCUCAAAGCUUCGUGGUGGUCGGUCACUCACAAGGAGGCGGUGCAGCAUGGGCCACUGCGGAGAAAAAUGCAUUGUCUCCAAUUACUGGUUACCUCGGUGCUGUGGCAGUUUCCCCUGCCACCAAUGUUCUUGAAAAUCCCGAUCCCAUAGUAACAAUACUGGGUGCAGCUAUGGCUCCAGGUACUGCUUCCGCGUUCCCAGAUUUUAGAUUUGAAGACAUCUUCACACCCGAAGGAUUACAAACCAUGCAAACCCUCCUGCGGAUUGAAGGAUGCAGCGCAGUUGGGAACAAUUUGCUCAUCAGACCAGCUCUUACGGGAAAUCUUCUACAGCCGAACUGGAAAGCUAAUCCUUGGGUCAAGAAGUACAACUUGAUCACCAAAAGUGGAGGACGAAGAAUCUUAGGACCCCUUUUGGUUGUACAUGGAGAAGACGACCCACUUCUUAAGUUUGAACUCACUGUAAAUGCAGUGAAUGCUACUGUUUCUCUUUAUCCUUCAUCCCAGCUUGAGUUUUUGCGCCUCCCAAAUACUUCGCAUGUUCCGGCUCUUACUGGUUCGCAAAGAGUGUGGAUGGACUGGAUAGCUGAUCGUUUUUCUGGACUAGAAGUGGAGUCAUUCAACGAGAACUCGACAUCUACUGCAGUUCUCGCUAGGCCCGCAUCUGCCUAUGCACCAGAACUGAAUUGGUUUGUUGGGAUUGCCACUGAGCCUUACCAAACUCCUUAAUCUGACACUUCCUAAACUACUCGUCUAGUUUCUGAUACGAGGUUCUCAUUUCAAUGUAGUGGAGGUGGAAUUUCUUUAACAGUCAGAUGGAAGCGGUGCGGUCAGCAAUGUGGUUGCACAGUCAGUUCAUAGCGGUAAUAUGUGUUUAAUGGCUCGGUUAAUGCACUCUUAUUUUGCUUAAUUGAUGAAUGACAUGUUGCUUAUUGAUAAAUUUAGCUACAACUAGGAACUAAAACAAAUCUAAUGAUGAGACUUGUGUUGUAUUGGAAAAAUGUUUGGUGACUCUGCAGGAACGUGCCUCUUGGAUGUAUACAGACAAUUUGGAAACCCCAAAUCAAUGAAGAAACUCUUCCC